GGACCUACCCUUGAGACUGAUGGCCCCAGGAAGAGCGUAAAGUUCUCCAUCUUUUGAUAAACUAGAAUUAGAGUCGUCGCAUUCUGCAGAAAUCCUUGCACGUAAGACCUCUCAAUGCCUCCAAACACCCCACACGGCUUUCUCGCAGCACACGCCGUGCGUUGCGCCCAUCUGGAUGACGGGGUUCGCGCCGCACCUAAUACCAAACGGCUUAUAGUUUGCUGUGAUGGGACAUGGAACAACACUAAUGACAAGGCGGAUCCCGCCAGUAACGUGAGCCGCUUGUCAGGCGCUUUCUCUCGAAGCUGCUGCUCUGGCAUGCCUCAGGUCAUUUACUACCACCCGGGAGCUGGAACCGAGACGUCAAAAUUUGCCCAGCUCCUGGGUGGGGCGUUUGGGUAUGGAGUUCCACAGGACAUUGCCGAGACUUACCGCUUCAUCUGCGACAACUACCGCCCCUACGACGAGCUUUUCCUCAUUGGCUUCUCACGUGGCGCCUUCACAGCUCGCUCCAUUGCCGGCAUGGUGUGUUCUCUUGGCUUCCUCAACCGCGCUGGUAUCGAGCAAUUGCCUCACAUAUUUGGCGACUACUCGCACUGGUCGUCCUGGACGAGCGAGUCCCAUUUUAAUCACCAGCUCCAUCUGAGAGCCUUCACCCUUGAGAACAUGGAAAAGAACGAAGAGAUCGAUGUACUCUGGAAGAACAUAAAGGCCAAACAGAAGGUGAAAGAGGGUCAUUCUCAGGAAUCUGGCGUCCCCGGGCCUUCAAGCACCAGGAGUUCCUUGGAGCAGAAUGAUGCUCGCGCUGAAUUCGAGCCCACUUACACUCCUAGGAGUAAGAGUCAGUUGAAGGUAGAGCUCCAGAAGGACAAAGAGACUUUGUUUCAAAACAUUGUGAAGGCAAACAGAACGAGUGGCACCGAUGAGGCGGCUCAAGUGGCGAAGGUAUACCGGGACAUGUUGGCGAAGCACCAAUUGGUAAUGACAUCGAAGCGUCGAUCCGAGAGUCCCGAACCAAAACCUGGAGACUCGGCAAAGUCGAGGAUGAAUUCCCAGCAUUCUGUAGCCGAGAAUGUCGACCAGCCCGGCGCCGCCGGCGGUCCAAAGAAAGGAAAUGGCAACGAAUUGGAAGAAUUUCCGAUGGAGGGAAGGGUUCGGGCAAUCGGCGUUUGGGAUACAGUGGGAAGCCUCGGUAUACCGAAAACUGCUCUAAGUCGCAGUACCCGUCGAGCACGCGAGAUGCAGUUGGAAAGCUUGUACGUCCACCCCAGGGUGGAUUACGCCUUCCACGCAGUCGCGCUUGACGAAUGGCGCACCGCCUUUCGCCCGACUAUGUGGGGGAAGAGGAACAACGGCCACACGAAUCUGCGUCAGGUCUGGUUCCCCGGAAAUCAUGGCAAUGUUGGCGGGGGGUGGGAGGACCAGCAAAUUGCUACAAUCGCCCUUGCAUGGAUGGCGGACCAACUGACACCGCUCGGAGUCGAGUUCAGCAGGCAGGAAAUGGAGCGCAUCUUCUCGUCCGUCAAUCCCGGCGUCCAGGUUCGGGAAUGGGGCAUGGGACGUAUUUACAACCCACACGGCGUUACCACCUACUUUGAUCGGGUCUUCAAUCUGAUGGCAAAGCCUUGUCGCAAACUCAAGGGAAUAAAAAAGGACAAGAAUCCGCGGGAACCGGGCAGGUACUAUGACGAAGACAAUGCUCACCUUCGCACUCGUCUUCCGGAGACGAACGAGCUCGUCCAUCCUUCAGUUCGAAUCCGUUACCUCUACGGCGGUCCCGGCCUCGAUGGUAAGGGCGUUUGGAGUUGUGGAGCUUUGAUCGGGGAAGGCUGCUACAGUCUCCAGUCCGACCCGAAUUCGAUCCAUCCCCGUCAAGGUCGGCAGCUGAACCAGAGCAAGAGUGAAUAUCAGUGUGUUGUCGGCGUGGCUAUUCCAUACUACGGAAAGCCGCCCGAGCCCAACAAGAGACCCAGUGAUAAGGACAAGGACCGGAGGUUGGUCCGCGUUGAGCAGCCGAACUGGUUCAAGUCGUUCGAAAACGCGAUUAACAACCUUCUUCCUCCACCAGAACGUCGUUGGUUCUGGUCACCUGAGUUUGAUGGCGGGGAGAUAUUAGAGGAGGAGCAUUUGGGUAUAUGGGAGCAAAAGUUUAUUCACAUCAACGACAAGCUCAAGGAGCGGGCGGUCGUUGAUGGGGUCGGAACCGGGGCGGGAAGCGGGGAUGGCGCUUCCCGGUAUACAUUGAGAGGGGGUUCUGGGCUGCCCGAGGGUUGCUCAGAGUACAGACUCCUCGAUGUCAACAGAUGGGAAAAUUGGACUCCAGCGUGAUAUUGAUUGAGGAAGAUAUAGUUUGUCAUUAUUAUAUUAUACUUUCCAAUCUUCAAGUACUUCCUAUUUUUGCUCCAGCGCGGUCCCUCAGCAGCGGGGCCGCAACGUUUCGGGGCCGGCAGGCGUGGCUGGGUGGGCACGGACGCGCCAAACCGCGAAGCACACAACCCGCGUGCGAAACACCAUUUAAAAUGCGAUUUUUUUUUAGCAAGGUCCACCAAAACGCGU
Molecule: messenger RNA, 2556 nt
Organism: Hyaloscypha bicolor E
Lineage: Eukaryota; Fungi; Ascomycota; Leotiomycetes; Helotiales; Hyaloscyphaceae
Exons: 7
Coding region: 115-2328 (737 amino acids)
Source: RefSeq, a predicted model, not a curated record